AUGGAGAAAUCACUAGGGUACGUUGCGUUACCAAAACCUUUGAAAUUUGAUCCGGAGUGUUUUGGUUAUUGGAAAGUUAUGGUCAAGCAGGUCAUCUCAAGUAUCGAUAUGGAAGCUUGGUUUGCUGUGGAGGAUGGCUGGUCACCUCCUAUGGAGAAGGAUGAGGAAGGUGAAUUGGUUCCUAAGCACAGGAAGAAAUGUACAGCCGAAGAAAAAGCAGAAUCUAAACAUAAUUCACAAGCAUUGUCUGUUAUCUUCAAUGUUCUGCCAAGGGGUAUCUUCAGCCAAGUACAUGGAUGUGUGUUUGCUAAGGAAGCGUGGGAUAUUCUGGUUGUCACCUUUGAAGGCACAAGCAGUAUUAAGCGCACCAGACUGGACAAUCUUGCAUCUGACUUUGAAAACCUACACAUGACUGAAAAUGAAUCAGUUGCUGACUACAACAUUAGGUUGAGUGGAAUCGCACAAGAAGCUGUCGUUUUGGGGAAGCAUUACAAAGAUAAGAAGCUGGUGAAAAAAUUUCUCAGAAGCCUACCUGAUAAAUUCCAACCACACAGGUCUGCUAUAGAUGUGUCUCUCAACUCUGAUGAACUCAAGUUUAAUCAAGUAGUAGGGAUGAUGCAGGCUUUUGAACUGCAGCUGAAAAAGAAGGAAAAACUUAAUGAGAAUUCUUUUGCACUCAAGGCUGUGGAGGAACAGAAAGCUGUAGAGUCUCAGGAGGCUGUAGAUGAAGAAAAAGUGGGUUUACUGGUCAAGAAGUUUUUUCGGAAGAUGGAGAGAGGUCAGCGGAAGGGACCAACAUCCUUCGGAAAGACUGAUGCAAAUAAAGAUUUCAGAAAGGGUGACAAACAUGAUCGACAGUGUGCUGAAUGUGAAGGUUACAGACAUUACAGGUCUGAAUGUCCGAACAACAAGCGCAAGAACUCGCUGCAAUGCUAUGGUUGCAAGGGUUAUGGACAUAUCAAGACAGAUUGUCCUUCGCGUGAGAAUAAACAUAAAUUGUACAUCACCUGGAGUGAAAGUGAUUCAGAAGAAGAGGAAGGCAAGGGCAAUAUACUUAACAACUUUGUUGCACUGCUGGGUGUUAUUGAAGAAAACGAAGACGAUGAGAUCCUGAUGGUAGAAGAAGGUGGAAAAAGGGAGGCUGACUCUGACUCAGAUGGAGAGGAAGCAGACUUGUCGGUGGAGGAUCAAAUAGAACUUCUCAUCAAAACUGUAUUGCAGAAAACUAAAGACAACACCGAUCUACUUUCUGAAAGGGAUACACUACAGAUGAAUAUUUCGAUGCUGUCAAAAGAGUUGGAUGAGGAGAAGGCUAAGUCUCUAAGACUUGAGAAACAGUUGGAGGAACAGCUGAAGAAUAUUCGAAUGUUGAAUCAAGGCACUAAAAAUUUGGAUACCUUACUCAGUAAUGGGAGAUCGAACAAUGUGAAGUGGGGACUGGGAUAUCAAGGAGCUGAUGCUAAGGGAAACCACAGAGACAGUUGUAUGCCUCCACCAAUUUUCAACGGCCCGCUCAGAGAUCUGUUCGACUUAGCAGAAGAACAUGAUGUUGAAGCUGAUCAGGCUAAGUGGUACUUUGACAGCGGAUGCUCCAGACAUAUGACCGGUGCCUCUGACAAUUUGUCGCAUGGAGAAGAUGUUGUUGGAGGAAAAGUUACCUUCAGAGAUGGAGGAAAGGGUACUAUUAGGGGCAAAGGUAUGACUUGUGGUGAAUCCCAACCACAUCUGAAGUAUGUAUUCCUUGUGGAUGGUUUGAAGGCAAAUCUGAUCAGUGUCAGUCAGCUGUGUGAUGAGGGUUUGGAUGUCACUUUACCUAAGAAGGACUGCAGAGCAGUGGAUCAACAAGGGUCUGUAAAACUUCGGGGAAGACGGUCUGGCAAUAACUGCUACAUGUGGAACUCAGAAAACCAAUGCUUCAAUGCAUCUGCUAAGUUGGACACUGAUCUGUAG
Camelina sativa (false flax) is the source of this 1950-nucleotide messenger RNA. Lineage: Eukaryota; Viridiplantae; Streptophyta; Magnoliopsida; Brassicales; Brassicaceae. The record is from RefSeq and is a predicted model, not a curated record.